Molecule: messenger RNA, 1890 nt
Organism: Danio rerio (zebrafish)
Lineage: Eukaryota; Metazoa; Chordata; Actinopteri; Cypriniformes; Danionidae
Source: RefSeq, a predicted model, not a curated record
UCAAAUUGCAAUGAUGUGGGCUGUACUGUAAAAUAGAAACCUAAAUACUCAAUGAGCUUUUUACUUUCACAUUCAGCAGACGAUUCUCUGAGAAGGACACGGUCUUCUGAUUUUCUUCACUCUGCUUUUUUUGCUAACAAAGGCUUUACAAGAUGUCUGUAAAUAGCACUGAGAGUAUAGACUAUGAUAUAAUCAUUGAGAAACUUAAGACCAUCAAUGAAAACCAAGUAAGUCUGCCUAUCAACAUAACCAAACCAAAAGACAUCCGUCAUGAGGUCGGGAUGGCCUACUUUAUUAUAUACUGUAUCAUUCUCAUCCAUGGCAUCACCCUCAACUUCUCCAUCAUUGUCUUCGGCUGCUGCAAACACAAGAGUCUCCCGAAAGCUGCUAUUUGGAUCAUGGCAUUGGCAGCAACACAUUUAGCCUCCUGUGUAUCUGUCGUGUUUCAGCUCCUGUAUGUUUACAAUGACUUUAAUUGGAAUUAUGGGGAUGUUAGCUGCAAGCUGUCAUCCUAUUUCACCUACGGCAGCAUGUUCUCCACUGCAAGCAUGCUCAGUCUCUGGAGCAUCAGUUCUAUUUUUUCAAACAGCGCAUGCUUCAACAAGAGCAAGAACUGUAACGUCAUUCUGAUUUCAUUCGCCUGGACCAUUGCAGCAAUCCUGGCAUGCCCUUCGCUGUUUUCAAGAGAGGUUAGAGAAAAACAGUGCAUUGAUGACUAUGAUUUGGACGACAAUUCAGAAACUGCAGAUGGCAUCAAAAGGCUACAGACUGUAGUUGUCAUGCGAUUUCUCACUGGACUUUUGUUGCCAGCUUUGAUAAUAUUUGUCAGCUGUUGUGUGGCAUCAAAAACAAGAAAAUGUAAAUUGUGCAAGAAGCAGGCAGAGAUCAUCUUUGCUAUAAAGAUCAUCUACUUUGUGUGCUGGGCUCCUCAAAUUUUCUUAACUAUGCUUCAGGCCACUGUAAGCAACAGCCUGGGCUUAGAUAUGCUGAAUUAUGGGCUGCCAGCAGUUACUAUGCUUGCCAUGUGCCAUUGUUUUAUCAGCCCACUCUUUUAUGUAUUUCUGGGACGCAGCCUUAAAAUGGAGUGGAUGAUACACGACCCGUAUGAGGAUCAUAGGCGUAGUGAUGGGGAAAGCCUUCCCUUGAAUAAUUAGAAGUCAAAUGAGGUUUGAUGUUGCAAGUUUUAAAACAAGAAAUGAUAAAAGUAUAGGAUAUAUAGUAUGCAAACUGAUACUGAAUACCUUAUACAUUUUUUUUCAGCUAGAAAGUGAACUGUUUCUUUAAAGACUAAAGCAUCCUUUGCUUCGACCUCUUCACAUUUAUUGUUUUCACUUAGCAGCCACACACACUGCCAAAAUAAGCAUUGCUAAUGUAAAAAAUGUUCAGCCAUUUAUUUUUUGUUGUAUUCUAUGUAUUGUUUCUCUUUGGAUGUACUAUUGUUGCAUUGAAAGGGUGACAUAAUACUUAUAUAUAUAUAUAUAUAUAUAUAUAUAUAUAUAUAUAUAUAUAUAUGGCACAGUGGCUAAGAGGUCAGAAUGUUUGCCAAGAAAGUCACUGGUGAGUCCCGGCUGGAAGAGGAAGGCUUUCUUUGUGGACUUUGCAUGUCCUCUCUGUGUAAAGCAGAGAAUAAGUUGAAGGAAAGUGGGUGAGUAAGUGAGUUAGAGGUAUCUAUGUAUAUAUAGAAAAUUAGAUGUUAGAUGUAAAUAAGAGAAUGAAGGACAUUUUUUUUUUUACUGUAUGCGUUUUGUAUGUUUAUGUAAAAGCUUAUAAGAGUAACUUCCAUUUAACCGAAAUAUUAAGUCAAGAGUUUUAAAAAAUUGUACAAUUAUGUGUACAUUAUUCUCUUCCGUUGAAUAUUAAAAAGGCUUGAAAGAGCGUACACUAAUGAAA